UUAUCUUCAAUUGUUCUGAAAUACAAGACCUUUAAACCACUGUAGAUAUGGACAAAGAAGAAAGGAAGACUAUCAAUCAGGGUCAAGAAGAUGAAAUGGAGAUUUAUGGUUAUAAUUUGAGUCGCUGGAAGCUUGCCCUAGUUUCGUUAGGAGUGAUUUGCACUGGCGGGUUUCUCCUCCUCCUUCUGUAUUGGAUGCCCGAGUGGCGGGUGAAAGCAACUUGUAUCAGAGCUGCAAUUAAGGACUGUGAAGUGGUGCUGCUGAGGACUACUGAUGAAUUCAAAAUGUGGUUUUGUGCAAAAAUUCGCUUUCUUUCUCUGGAAAGUCAUCCAUUUUCAAAUAAAAAAUCUAUAGCUCAUAAGGUUGCAAAUGGCCAUGCAGUUCAUUUAAUUGAGAAUCCGACUGACGAGAAUAAGCAUGAGAUGAACAAAUAUUCACAGACUCAGUUACACCAGAUUCGCUAUUUCACCCACCAUAGUGUAAAAUAUUUCUGGAAUGAUACCAUUCACAAUUUUGAUUUCUUAAAGGGACUGGAUGAAGGUGUUUCUUGUACGUCAAUUUAUGAAAAGCAUAGUGCAGGACUGACAAAGGGGAUGCAUGCCUACAGAAAACUGCUUUAUGGAGUAAAUGAAAUUACUGUGAAAGUGCCUUCUGUUUUUAAGCUUUUAAUUAAAGAGGUUCUCAACCCAUUUUACAUUUUCCAGCUGUUCAGUGUUAUACUGUGGAGCACUGAUGAAUACUAUUACUAUGCUCUAGCUAUUGUGAUUAUGUCUAUAGUAUCAAUUGUAAGCUCAUUAUAUUCCAUUAGAAAGCAAUAUGUUAUGUUGCAUGAUAUGGUGGCAACUCACAGUACUGUGAGAGUUUCAGUUUGUAGAAUGAAUGAAGAAAUAGAAGAGAUCUUUUCUACUGACCUCGUCCCUGGAGAUAUCAUGGUCAUCCCAUUAAAUGGAACAAUAAUGCCUUGUGAUGCAGUACUUAUUAAUGGCACCUGCAUUGUAAAUGAAAGCAUGUUAACAGGAGAAAGUGUUCCAGUAACAAAGACUAAUUUACCAAAUCCCUCAGUGGAUGUAAAAGGAAUGGAAGAUGAAUUAUAUAAUCCAGAAACACAUAAACGGCACACUUUGUUUUGUGGGACAACUGUUAUUCAGACUCGUUUCUACACCGGAGAACUUGUCAAAGCCAUAGUGGUUAGAACAGGAUUUAGUACUUCCAAAGGACAGCUUGUUCGUUCCAUAUUGUAUCCCAAACCUACUGAUUUUAAACUCUACAGAGAUGCCUACUUGUUUCUUCUGUGUCUUGUGGCAGUGGCAGGCAUUGGGUUUAUCUAUGCUAUUAUCAAUAGCAUUUUAAAUAAGGUAGAAGUUGGGGUAAUAAUUAUCGAGUCUCUUGAUAUCAUUACAAUUACUGUUCCACCUGCACUUCCUGCUGCAAUGACUGCUGGUAUUGUGUAUGCUCAGAGAAGACUGAAAAAAAUUGGUAUUUUCUGUAUUAGUCCCCAAAGGAUAAAUAUCUGUGGACAGCUGAAUCUUGUUUGCUUUGAUAAGACUGGAACUCUUACUGAAGAUGGUUUAGAUCUUUGGGGGAUUCAACGAGUGGAAAAUACACGAUUUCUUUUACCAGAAGAAAAUGUUUGCAAUGAGAUGUUGGUCAAGUCCCAGUUUGUUGCAUGUAUGGCUACUUGCCAUUCACUUACAAAAAUUGAAGGAGUGCUUUCUGGUGACCCACUUGAUUUGAAAAUGUUUGAAGCCAUUGGAUGGAUUCUGGAAGAAGCAACUGAGGAAGAAACAGCACUUCAUAAUCGAAUCAUGCCCACAGUGGUUCGUCCUCCCAAACAACUGCUUCCUGAGUCUACCCCUGCAGGAAACCAAGAAAUGGAGCUGUUUGAACUUCCAGCUAUUUAUGAGAUAGGAAUUGUUCGCCAGUUUCCAUUUUCCUCUGCUUUGCAACGUAUGAGUGUGGUUGCAAGAGUGCUAGGAGAUAAGAAGAUGGAUGCCUACAUGAAAGGAGCACCGGAGGUGAUUGCCAGUCUUUGUAAACCUGAAACUGUUCCUGUUGAUUUUGAAAAGGUUUUGGAAGAUUUCACUAAACAAGGCUUUCGUGUGAUUGCUCUUGCACACAGAAAAUUGGAGUCAAAAUUGACAUGGCAUAAAGUACAGAAUAUUAGCAGAGAUGCCAUUGAAAACAACAUGGAUUUUAUGGGAUUAAUUAUAAUGCAGAACAAAUUAAAGCAAGAAACCCCUGCAGUACUUGAAGAUUUGCAUAAAGCCAAUAUUCGCACUGUCAUGGUCACAGGUGACAACAUGUUGACUGCUGUCUCUGUGGCCAGAGACUGUGGAAUGAUUCUACCUCAGGAUAAAGUUAUUAUUGCUGAAGCAUUGCCUCCAAAGGAUGGGAAGGUUGCCAAGAUAAAUUGGCAUUAUGCAGACUCCCUAACACAGUGCAGUAACUCAUCAGCGAUUGACUCGGAGGCUAUUCCCAUAAAAUUGGUCCAUGAUAGCUUAGAGGAUCUUCAGGUGACUCGUUAUCAUUUUGCAAUGAAUGGAAAGUCGUUUUCAGUGAUACUAGAGCAUUUUCAAGACCUUGUUCCUAAGUUGAUGUUGCAUGGCACUGUGUUUGCUCGUAUGGCACCUGAUCAGAAGACCCAGUUGGUAGAAGCAUUACAAAAUGUUGAUUACUUUGUUGGAAUGUGUGGUGACGGUGCAAAUGAUUGUGGUGCUUUGAAGAGGGCACAUGGAGGCAUUUCUUUAUCAGAACUAGAGGCUUCAGUGGCAUCUCCCUUUACCUCUAAAACUCCUAGUAUUUCUUGUGUGCCAAACCUUAUCAGGGAAGGCCGUGCUGCUUUAAUAACUUCCUUCUGUGUGUUUAAAUUUAUGGCAUUGUACAGCAUUAUCCAGUACUUCAGUGUUACUCUCCUGUAUUCUAUCUUAAGUAACCUAGGAGACUUCCAGUUUCUCUUCAUUGAUCUGGCAAUCAUUUUGGUAGUGGUAUUUACAAUGAGUUUAAAUCCUGCCUGGAAGGAACUUGUGGCACAGAGACCACCUUCAGGUCUUAUAUCUGGGGCCCUUCUCUUCUCCGUUUUGUCUCAGAUUAUCAUCUGCAUUGGAUUUCAAUCUUUGGGGUUUUUUUGGGUCAAGCAGCAACCUUGGUAUGAAGUGUGGCAUCCACAUUCAGAUGCUUGUAAUACAACAAGAAACCCGUAUUGGAAUUCUUCACACUUACACAACGAAACUGAACUUGAUGAACAUAAUAUACAGAAUUAUGAAAAUACCACAGUGUUUUUUAUUUCCAGUUUUCAGUACCUCAUAGUGGCAAUUGCCUUUUCAAAAGGAAGACCCUUCAGGCAACCUUGCUACAAGAAUUAUUUUUUUGUUUCAUCUGUGAUUAUCUUAUAUGUUUUCAUAUUAUUCAUCAUGUUGUAUCCAGUUGCCUCUGUUGACCAGGUUCUUCAGAUAGUAUGUGUACCAUAUCAGUGGCGUAUAACUAUGCUCAUCAUUGUUCUUGUCAAUGCCCUUGUAUCUAUCGUGGUAGAGAACUUCUUCCUUGACAUGAUCCUCUGGAAAAUUGUGUCCAAUCGAGACAAACAAGGAGAAUGUCGGUUCACCAGCACACAGCCACCACAGGAGUCAGUGGAUCGGUGGGGAAAGUGCUGUUUGUCCUGGGCCUUGGGCUGUAGGAAGAAGAUACCAAAGGCGAAGUAUAUGUACCUGGCACAGGAGCUCUUGGUUGAUCCAGAAUGGCCACCAAAACCUCAGACAACAACAGAAGCUAAAACGUUAGUUAGGGAGAAUGGAUCUUGUCAGAUCAUUACCAUAACGUAGCAGUCAGUCAGUCUUAGUGGUAUGCUGAUAGCAGUAUUCAGGAGGAUGUGAUUUUGGGGUUUUCUGAUCCUGUGUGUCAAGAUGGCACUAUUUCAAUUUAUGUCCCUUAUGAUAUAGUAGCUGAUUUGAGAGUUUUGUUUUUUUUUAAAACAAAACAGAAAAAGAAUUGGCCUAACAGUUAACAAUCAAUCUGUAAAUUCCUGUAUCUUCAUUCAGUAACCUAAAUAUUAUAUACAUUUCCAGAAUUUUCUUGAUUGUCACCCUCAGUGAUAUUCUUUAUAUUGGGGUACAUGAGAAAUUUGGUGUUAGGUAGGUUUUUAGACAUUAGCUUUUAAAACUUAUUUAUCCCUUUAAAUUUAUUUUUACAGCCUCCUUAUUAGAAAAAGUCUAUGUUUAUAUAUGGGCACUAAAUUUGUGUUUGACAAAAAUAAAUGAGUGUUAAUGAGCCUCUAGUGGAAGCAGGUUGAAAGCCUGUUUUCGUUUGAUCCCAUUUCUUCCAAAGAAUUCUAUAUUAACAUACUUUGAUGGCCUAGAGUUAGGAGUGAGUUUGUACAGUGUUGCUUAUAGAACAACUCAGGUAAUUUCCAUUUAUGGUUUUAUAUUUUCUGUACAAACUGCCUGGGUUUUAUUUUUCUAAUCAGCAAGGUGCUUCACUGCCUUCUUGAGAUGUCUCAAAGCUAUUAAAUGGAUCUUAUGCUACGACGUGUGGUGUCUAAUUAGUCUAGUUUGCUUCAGUUAAAUGUUGUGGAACCUUUUCCACUAGGAAAUAAAGGUUUUCUUUUGGCAUAGAUGUAGAGUCAUCUUUCUAAUAUUUCUUCAAACCUGUUUUCCCUUCAGGCUUCCUCUUAUUUUAAAUAUUAAAAAAAAUUUUUUCUACAUUUUUAAUUACCUAAAGACAUAGAAUAAUAGUGAGGUAGUUGGGUUUUUUUGUUUGUUUGUUUUGUAAGAAUUUUACCUCAUUAGAAUUUUGACGGUUUGGUAUACGUCUGUCCUAUCAAUAAUAAGGCUUAACAAAUACUGGAUUUGAAUGAUUGCUGUUUUUUUCCAAAACAGUAUGAACUUGGUGAGAGUUUGUUUUAUGCCAUUAGGUGGCACCAGAGGUCAGAGAAUAUCUGUUUUGGCUCGGACAGUUACAAAUGAGCAUAUAUGUGGAAAUCUGUGGAAGAGAAAAAAUUGAGGAAAUAAAGUUUUAAAAAGUCUACAUUCAUUGAGCCAAAAAAAAAAAGGGGAAAAUAUUUCUCAGCCUUCUGUUUUGCUGAUUGAUGUUUAAAUUCUUACCAAAAUUAAAGUAGCUUUGAAAAUGCCUUUAUAGGUAGGAUCCAACAGUUUGGCCAUGUCCACCAUUACAAUAAACAGAAAAGUGGUACUGCUGUACGAUGGACUCUAGACUCAUAAAACAGUGUCACAUUAUCCUGUGUUCUUCCUUAAUCAGUAGGAUGCUUGUGCUUUCUGAACUUACUAGCUGGUCAUUACUUUUAUGAUAUAUAUUUGCCAGUUUACCAAAUUUUAUCUGGAAUUGUAGGACCAAAUGGUUCUUAACUCGUGCUGCAAAAGACCUGAAUGAUGUAUAGUAACUGUAGACAAAUGUAAGUUACACUCAGGAUCACUGUUGUUGCUGUUGGCACUGUUGAUUCUUGCAAAAAUAUAAUCAGAGUUUUCCAUCAAAAUGUAUAAUAUGAUAUUAAUCCACAUUAGAUGAUAAGAACAAUUGUUCCAUGAAUGGUUCUAUGAAGCUAUGCAUCUUAGACCUCUUGAGCUGUGAAUUCGCACUAUUUUCUAUAACUACUUGUUAUCUUGAUCAUUUUAUAAUUUCCGUAUUCAUUUCAAAUAUGCUCAAAUAUGUUAUUCUUUAGUGAUUUCCAGAAUUGUACAUUUUAUCCUUUGGUUUAAGUACUGAAGCAUAUAAUUAAAAUAAAGUAGCAGGUUAAAAAUUCAGUUAUCAUAUUGUAGUUAACAUCUUUAAGAGCAUGAUCAUAAAGAGUUAUUUUUUAUAUUCCCCCCAUUUUAACAUUUAAAAUUAAUGAGUUUUUUAUAUCUCAUCUGCCCAUACUGUUUUCAAAGGAAUGAGGUUUUUAGGUAGAUGGAAGGGGAUUGUAGAAAGUUUAGAUUUGAACAUAACAACAAGGGGGUUAUUCAAGUUGAGAAUGUUCUUUGAAGAAUGUCUGUGAAUCUAGGUAUGGGUCCUCCUCAGUGCCAUAGACAGGUAGACUGAGAUUUUUCUCUGUAGGUCACCAUUACAUAGUAAGUUUGAUUCUGAAUUUCACAUUAAAUUAUUUGAGCUUAUACAGACCUAAAUUUUAAAAUCUGUACAUAUAUUAUUUUGAUGUAUUAAGAUGAAUAAAUAUUGCUGAUUUAAAUUUUAUUUAUGCACAUACUUAAAGGACAGAAAUGUCUGGGGAAAGUAAUUGUUAAAUAAUGAUAUGUAACUUUUUAACUUUUUAAAUAAAUAAGAUUUUUAAUGUGUGUCUCCCUCAGGGUUGUUUAAAGUUUUUUUCCUCCCUCAAGUAUAAAUAUAGUGGUAACUAUGUAUGUUUUGUAUCUUCUAGCAACAACUGCUGUAAAGCAAUGCUGCAAAUAAUGCUUGAAUAAAAGUGGCUAAGCCAACAACAAAAUACUUUUUAUAGUAGUUUUAUAAUCCUUAAAUUCGAAAGCUUUCCAAAUUGCACUUGCAUUUAAACAAAGCUGUUGCAGUUUUUACUGUAUUUAUUUUGUUUCCCAUGUUUAUGAAAGAACUGCACAGUUUCGAAGGCAUGGUAAAUAAUAUCAGUGUUUAUGUAGUCUGUUCCAAAAACAGCUAUAGAUAACAUCCAGUGAAAAGCAAAAAUUCAAGCUUUAGAAAACAUCUUAAUAUUUCAUGCAUGCAAUUUUGACAUAUCUCAAAAUAGGUUUUUGUAUAUUUAUGGUGGGAAGUGGUUGGGAGCUUUUAACAAAAUGGGGUGUUAAUUUUUGUACAGUCUCGGCAUUUACACAUAUUUUUAAUGUAUUAAAUUUGGUAAUUAUGUGUACAUUAAAUUAAUAAAUAGUUACUUCCUAUUAUGAUUUGUGAAUUCCCUAAGACGUUGAAUUUUUUUUAAAGUAACUUUAUAUUAGAAAUGAAACUGCAUCUUUAUAUUUUUAAAAUCGUAUUGCUGCUCAAGAAUGGUACCCUGUUGUCAAAAAGGCAUACGUUCAUAAUUGUACAUUCAGCAUUGUAAAUAAUGAAAUCUUUUUUGAUCGAAGCUAUUCAAAAUAAAAAUCUAAAUGAAUGAAAUAA
Messenger RNA from Carlito syrichta (Philippine tarsier), 7071 nucleotides. It is a transcript of the gene ATP13A3, whose product is annotated as ATPase 13A3. Gene Ontology annotation, molecular function: P-type ion transporter activity; ATPase-coupled monoatomic cation transmembrane transporter activity; ATP hydrolysis activity. Gene Ontology annotation, cellular component: late endosome membrane. Gene Ontology annotation, biological process: polyamine transmembrane transport; intracellular calcium ion homeostasis. Lineage: Eukaryota; Metazoa; Chordata; Mammalia; Primates; Tarsiidae. Bases 48 to 3818 code for a protein of 1256 amino acids. The transcript is spliced from 32 exons. The record is from RefSeq and is a predicted model, not a curated record.